GCGGUAGAGUCUGAGGACCCCGUUGAAAAAGAGGUGUUAGGGAAGUGCUGUGAAAGGGGACAGAGUUGUUCGACAGUGAAGAUACGACAAACUAUGUGAAUUAUCAUUUGACUGACUAUACUUGUACUGAAUGAUUUUACACAAUCAUUGGAGAGGUGUCAAAAAGUGUUCUAUAGCCGUUUCCUCUAUUGUGGAAUGCCAGAAAAGAUAAGCUCAGGGUCAACCGGAGAAUCGCGAAGCGUGUCAGCAGCAGUGUGAUGAGUGGAUACCUGGGCGUGACCGCUCCCUCCCCGCUGCAUCACUACCCCCAAUAUUCCCCAGCCAUGAGGGAGAAGGACUCGAGUCCGAGAAAGAUGUCGGGCCACAUCAGUCCCAAACAGGCCAGCAUAUACCCUUUGAGCGUUGGGGUCUCCGACGCCGAGGACCUCCCCUACGACCUGAGCCACGGACACAGCCGGGGGAGCCCGGUCAUCGGUCAGCAGCCGCACAUGAGUCCGGCAGCGAGGCCCCACCACCACCGCGACCUGGACUGCGAACCGCUGGACCUCCGCGUUGACCACAAGAAGGAACGGCUCCAGGACGAGAACCAGAACGAGGUUGAAGUCCUUAACCAGAACAGCCUGAACCUCCCCUACCACGCGGUGCUCUUCCCUCAGCAUCCGGCGGUCCAUCCGCUCGUCCUCGAGGCCAUGUACCGUUCGCACCACCACACAUCGGUUGCGGAACUUCCAAAGAUCCAGGUUCGAGCCCUGCCGACGAUGGUGCCUCUGCCUCAGGCCCAGGCGCCGCGACCCUCAAGUCCGGUGCCCUCGCAGCCCCAGGCCUCGUCGCUGCCGUCGUACCCAGCGGCGGUGACGGCAGGUCUGAAGCCGAAAGAUCGGUACUCCUGUAAGUUUUGCGGCAAGGUGUUCCCUCGUUCGGCAAACCUAACGAGACACCUCCGGACCCACACUGGUGAGCAACCGUACAAGUGCAAGUAUUGCGAGAGGUCCUUCAGCAUCUCGAGUAACCUCCAACGCCACGUUAGGAACAUUCACAACAAGGAGAAGCCGUUCAAGUGCCCGCUUUGCGAACGCUGCUUCGGACAGCAGACGAACCUCGAUCGUCAUUUGAAGAAACACGACGCCGACGGACCGACGAUCCUGGACGAAGUCCGCUCGAGAUAUCACAGCCAGCUGCCGCGUACCGACGAGUCCUACUUCGAGGAGAUACGGAGCUUCAUGGGUAAGAUCACAUCCCAGCGGCAGGGGAUCUCCUAUUUUCCUGGUCUCCUCGCCCCCGCCGCGGAGGACUUCAAGACCGACAAACAGCAGCUUCAGCUUGAGGAGAAACGCGGGGACUCAUCCUACUUCAGCGACCGGGAUAACCUCAGCUCCAGGUCAAGCAGCUCGGCCGCGAGUAGACCGGAAAGCAUCCACGAGGAGCAGAGGGACGUCACCUCACCGCCUUUAUCGCCGGGUAACAACACCUGAGUCACUUACAUUCGGCGUCGCACACCGUUCCCCCAACCCUUCAGUGAAGAGUGAACGAGGACGAUACGCGUUAUACCGGAUCGACGGGAGAGAAUAUGAACAGAAGAGGACGAAUGGGAAAAAAAAGAAAAAAAAACACGACACGAAAGAGAAAGAGAACGAGCGAGUGGGAGACGGAGAGAGAGAGAGAGAGAGAGAGAGAGAGAGAGAGAGAGAGAGAGAGAGAGAGCGAAGAGGACUGCCAGAGUGAAUGUGAAUCGAAGGUGCUCAACGGAUGGAUGGACUCCGGAUGACCAACUGUUUCGGUGAAAGGUAUACACACGUACACAGCAAAGCGAUAGAUAUUAUAGCCGGGCGACCGGCAACCUGCGAGCAAAAGCUGCACAUUGUCCGAGUCCCGACGACUGUGCAGAGACUAUUCAUUCUUUGUUACCUAUAUAAAUACAUAUAAUACUACAUACAUAUAACUUUCCGUA
This is a messenger RNA of Diprion similis, 1948 nucleotides long. Its product is annotated as transcription factor hamlet-like. The record is from RefSeq and is a predicted model, not a curated record. The transcript is spliced from 2 exons. Bases 258 to 1472 code for a protein of 404 amino acids. Gene Ontology annotation, cellular component: nucleus. Gene Ontology annotation, biological process: regulation of transcription by RNA polymerase II. Lineage: Eukaryota; Metazoa; Arthropoda; Insecta; Hymenoptera; Diprionidae.